This is a messenger RNA of Lotus japonicus, 2936 nucleotides long. RefSeq names its product translation factor GUF1 homolog, mitochondrial. The record is from RefSeq and is a predicted model, not a curated record. NCBI's taxonomy places the organism in Eukaryota, Viridiplantae, Streptophyta, Magnoliopsida, Fabales, Fabaceae. Gene Ontology annotation, biological process: positive regulation of translation. The coding region runs from base 100 to 2112 and encodes 670 amino acids. Gene Ontology annotation, molecular function: GTP binding; GTPase activity; mitochondrial ribosome binding. The transcript is spliced from 12 exons. Gene Ontology annotation, cellular component: mitochondrion.
GACGUCGUAGCAAAGCAAUUCAAGCUCGUUCUCCUCUGAUUCUCAUCCAUGUUCAACACAGCGCAGUUUCAGUGAUCGAAACCCAACCAAAACCCUGAAAUGGGUUAUCUACGCAAAGCUUCCAAGACAUUGAGGCAAUCAAAUUGCCUCUCGUUGCUGUUCAAUUUCACUCCAUUAACCACCAGAAUAACCCAUCAAAGCUUUUCCAUUACGCGUGCUUUGUUCUGUUCCCAGUCCCGCCAGAACAACACCAGAGAGAAGAGCAUCAUUGAUUUGACCCAGUACCCUCCAGAACUCAUCAGAAACUUCUCCAUCAUUGCUCAUGUUGAUCAUGGCAAGUCCACUCUUGCUGAUCGCCUUCUUGAGCUCACUGGAACCAUUAAGAAAGGCCUUGGCCAGCCUCAGUAUCUUGAUAAGUUGCAGGUGGAGAGAGAAAGGGGAAUCACUGUUAAAGCACAGACAGCAACAAUGUUCUAUAAGAACAUCAUAAAUGGUGAUAAGUGUAGUGAUGGAACGGAGUCACCUACUUAUUUGGUGAAUCUUAUUGACACUCCUGGUCAUGUGGAUUUUAAUUAUGAAGUGUCAAGGUCACUGGCUGCUUGCCAGGGUGUGCUUUUGGUUGUUGAUGCUGCUCAAGGAGUCCAAGCACAAACCGUUGCUAACUUUUACCUUGCUUUUGAGUCUAACCUAACGAUUGUACCUGUAAUAAACAAGAUUGACCAGCCGACUGCUGAUCCUGAUCGGGUUAUAGCACAAUUGAAAUCAAUGUUUGAUCUUGAUCCAAGUGAUGCGCUGCUAACGUCUGCUAAAACUGGGCAAGGUCUUGAGCAAGUCCUUCCGGCAGUCAUAGAGCGUAUACCUCCGCCUCCAGGGAGGAACGAAUCUCCUCUGCGCAUGCUCUUACUUGAUUCAUAUUAUGAUGAAUACAAAGGUGUAAUAUGCCAUGUCGCUGUUAUUGAUGGUACCCUGCGCAAGGGUGACAAGAUUGCUGCUGUUGCUACUGGCCAGUCUUAUGAAGCUUUUGACAUAGGCAUCCUGCACCCUGAACUUACACCUACUGGAAUCUUGCUUGCUGGACAAGUUGGUUAUGUUGUUAGUGGCAUGCGGUCAACAAAAGAGGCACGUAUUGGAGAUACAAUUUACCAUGUGCGAAGAACCGUAGAGCCUCUUCCAGGCUUCAAGCCAGCAAGACAUAUGGUAUUCUCUGGUCUUUAUCCAGCUGAUGGAUCUGAUUUUGAAGCACUCAAUCAUGCAGUAGAGAGGCUGACAUGCAAUGAUGCCAGUGUCUCUGUUUCAAAAGAAACUAGCACUGCUCUAGGUCUGGGAUUCAGGUGUGGAUUUUUAGGCCUUCUUCACAUGGAUGUUUUUCAUCAAAGGCUUGAACAGGAGUAUGGAGCUCAUGUAAUCUCAACUGUUCCUACCGUGCCUUAUACAUUUGAGUAUUCUGAUGGCAGCAAGUUAGAAGUUCAGAAUCCUGCAACAUUACCCUCUAAUCCCAAGCAACGAGUGACGGCCUGUUGGGAACCUACAGUUUUAGCUACCAUAAUUAUUCCUAGUGAGUAUGUGGGACCUGUUAUUACCCUUGUCUCUGAGCGUAGAGGUCAGCAGUUGGAAUACUCAUUCAUUGACAGUCAACGGGUAUUCAUGAAGUAUCGCCUGCCUUUAAGGGAAAUUGUUGUCGACUUUUAUAAUGAAUUGAAGAGUAUAACAUCAGGUUAUGCAUCGUUUGAUUAUGAGGAUUCAGAUUAUCAACUAGCUGAUCUGGUGAAACUCGAUAUUCUCUUGAAUGGGCAACCAGUUGAUGCAAUGGCAACCAUUGUUCAUACCUCGAAAGCAUAUCGUGUUGGGCGUGAAUUGGUGGAGAAAUUGAAGAAAGCCAUAGACAGGCAAAUGUUCGAGAUAACCGUACAAGCUGCCAUUGGGUCUAAAAUUAUAGCAAGGGAGACGAUUUCCGCAAUGAGAAAAAAUGUUCUUGCCAAGUGUUAUGGUGGUGAUAUUACUCGAAAAAGGAAGCUAUUGGAGAAACAAAAGGAAGGAAAGAAGCGAAUGAAGCGUGUUGGUUCUGUUGAUAUACCACAAGAAGCAUUCCAUGAACUAUUGAAGGUUUCAUAGCUGACAUGUUUGAAGAUUCUACAUUGAUAAAAUAUGAGGUUUCAAGUUCUUCCCCAUGGAAAGCAUUUUGCUUAAUUCAGAUACUAGGAAAAAAAAUAUUUGAGGAAAUGGAAGAGUUGUAGGAACAAUUCUUCUGAUGAUGAAGAUCAGAGGUUAACUCAUCUUUAUACUUUUUAAGUACAAAUACAAUGUUUGUAACAUUCGAAGACUACAAAGGCACGCUACAAGUCAUCUUCCACCACAUGGUCAAUCCCUCCUUAUCAUAACUAAGCUUUUUGCACAAUCUAAAAGCACGAAGUAAGACCAAGUACCAGGGUCCAUACCAUGGAAGGCAAGACCUCACUGUUAAAUUAUUUUAAUAAUUAAUGUGGCCCAUGUAACUUAUAGAACUAAUUUUAUGAAAAGAUCCUCAAUGUGAUGGUCAUUAGGAUAUUAAAGCAAUUAAAGUUAGUUGGGGGUUUCAAAAUUCAAUUUUGAAUUCCCUCUCCUCUUCCUUCAGAAAAUUAAAAGAUAGUGGGUGGUUACAAUAACCAACCUACAAUAAAGGGUUUACUGAGCAGUUUUCAAAGGAACGUAUUCUGCUUUACUUCUCAUCCAUCAGAGAAGGACUGAAAGUGGAAGGCAAAGAGGAGAGAAAAGGAUUCAGAGAGCUUAAGGAUUUCUUCAUGGAUUCUGGCAUGAAUCAAGGUUAGUUAUCUCCUUCCUUUAAAGUUAGUGAGAAUCAUAUGAAUUAAAGAUCCUGACUUAGGUUUUCUGUAAGUUGAAAACCCUAUAAUAGAUGAAAUUUGCUUUCAAUUGGUAUCAGAGCAAGGUUGUAAAUUUUA